CCAUGUUUUUGUCGAAGCCCAUAAAUCCAGAUCUGCUAAAAGACUACAGAAGGCCGAAAGUUGUAAAGCGUGAGAAUCAAAAGAAAGAAGCCAGGAAAAAACAGCCUACACAACCAAUUUUCCGAUGACCGACCGGACCGCAGCUUCACCGGAGACCAAUUCCGUGGCGUCUGACGAUCAAACGGUCGAUCUUGACCUUUCUUCCGAUGUUCUCGAUCUCAGCAGCUUCCAGCUCCACGAUCUCGACUCGAUCGAGUUACCUCCGAGUCUAACGGAGUUGGACCUCACGGCCAACCGGUUAACGAGUCUGGACCCUCGAAUCGCAAACCUCUCCAACCUUAAGAAGCUCUCUCUACGCCAAAACCUCAUUGAAGAUGCCGCUGUCGAGCCCCUCUCUAGCUGGCACGCCUUGUCGGAUAUUGAGGAAUUGGUUUUCAGGGAUAAUAAGUUGACAAAAAUACCUGAUGUCAGCAUAUUCAAGAGUCUUCUAAUUUUUGAUGUUUCUUUCAAUGAGAUUACUGCUUUACAUGGAUUAUCUAAGGUCAGCAACACCCUCAAGGAGCUGUAUGUGUCUAAAAAUGAAGUUCUUAAGAUAGAAGAGAUAGAUCACUUUCAUGAAUUGCAAAUUCUUGAACUUGGCUCCAACAGAUUGCGGGUGAUUGAAAAUUUGGAAACUUUGAAUAAUUUACAAGAGUUGUGGCUUGGGAGGAAUCGUAUCAAGGUAGUUAAUCUAUGUGGGCUGAAAUGCAUAAAGAAGAUUAGCUUGCAAAGUAAUAGAUUAACUUCUAUGAAAGGAUUUGAGGAAUGUGUUGCUCUAGAAGAACUGUACUUGAGCCACAAUGGGAUUUCGAAAAUGGAAGGCUUGUCUACCUUAGUUAACCUACGUGUAUUGGAUGUAUCAUCAAAUAAGCUAACUUCUGUGGACGACAUUAAAAAUCUGACACAAUUGGAAGACCUAUGGUUGAAUGACAACCAAAUAGAGUCACUUGAUGCAAUUGCCGACGCUGUUGCUGGUUCGAAAGAUAAGCUUGUUACGAUCUACCUUGAAAACAAUCCAUGUGCUAAGUCUCCCAACUAUUCUACUAUUUUGAGACAAAGUUUUCCAAAUAUCCAACAAAUUGAUUCCAAUAUCUAUGGUUAAGAGAUUUCAUGGAAUUGGUUUCUAUAAAGGCAGCUUUCUUUAAAGGCCGAAAACCAUAGCUGGUGUAGGACUGGUUCAGAAGGCUUAGCUUGUUCCAGACUUUUAGGAGGCGGACAUGGUGCAAAUAAUGAGUCACUCAACCAUAUAUGAUCUAAAAUGUUAUGAUCAUACGAUGAUUUCUCAUAUUAUGUUUUCAGUUAUUAAUCACCUUUAUUUCUUUGCUUUUUGCCUGGCAAAGUUCGAGAAGUAGCAUUAUAUAAACUCCAUCCUUGAUAUUAUUCUAGGCCAUGGAUUCUAUUUCUAUUCCAAUUAGUGCAUGCUUCAUAUGCUUACAUAACAA
This is a messenger RNA of Cannabis sativa, 1481 nucleotides long. Its product is annotated as protein phosphatase 1 regulatory inhibitor subunit PPP1R7 homolog. The coding region runs from base 125 to 1141 and encodes 338 amino acids. The record is from RefSeq and is a predicted model, not a curated record. The transcript is spliced from 7 exons. NCBI's taxonomy places the organism in Eukaryota, Viridiplantae, Streptophyta, Magnoliopsida, Rosales, Cannabaceae. Gene Ontology annotation, molecular function: protein binding.